Molecule: messenger RNA, 1204 nt
Organism: Perognathus longimembris pacificus (Pacific pocket mouse)
Lineage: Eukaryota; Metazoa; Chordata; Mammalia; Rodentia; Heteromyidae
Gene: Trex1
Product: three prime repair exonuclease 1
Exons: 2
Coding region: 46-999 (317 amino acids)
Biological process (GO): DNA catabolic process
Cellular component (GO): cytoplasm
Molecular function (GO): 3'-5'-DNA exonuclease activity; nucleic acid binding
Source: RefSeq, a predicted model, not a curated record
GCCACUGCUCCUGUCUUUGCUGUCCCGGCCUGACUUGGGCUCGUCAUGGACCCGCAGGCCUCCCCCCCUGGCCCCAUGCAGACCUUGAUCUUCUUCGACCUGGAAGCCACCGGCCUCCCCUUCUCCCAGCCCAAGAUCACAGAACUGUGCCUGCUGGCUGUCCACAGACGGGCCCUGGAGCACGCCCCCCCUUCCAAGGGAGAGCCCCCCGCACUGCCCCGCGUGGUGGACAAGCUCUCCCUGUGCGUGGCUCCGGGAAAGCCCUGUAGCCCGGCGGCCAGCGACAUCACCGGCCUGAGCACAGCGGAUCUGGUCGCCCACGGGCGACAACGCUUCGAUGACAACCUGGUCCGCUUGCUCCUUGCCUUCCUGCAGCACCAGCCCCAACCCUGGUGCCUGGUGGCACACAAUGGAGAUCGCUACGACUUUCCCCUCCUCUACACCGAGCUGGCCACGCUGGGCCUGGCAGAGGCCCUGAAUGGCACCUUCUGUGUGGACAGCAUGAUGGCCAUGAGGGCCUUGGAACGAGCUAGCAGCCCCUCGGAGCGGGGCCCGAGGAAGAGCUACAGCCUGGGAAGCAUCUACACCCGCCUGUAUGGCCAGGCCCCGACGGACUCCCACACAGCCGAGGGCGAUGUGCUCACCUUGCUUAGUAUCUGUCAGUGGAAGCCACAGGCCCUGCUGCGGUGGGUGGAUACCCACGCCAGACCCUUUGGCACCACCAAGCCCAUGUAUGAAGGCCCAGCCUGGCCAAGGACCCCCCUGAGCCAAUCUGCUAAACCAGCUAUUGUGCCACGGGGUACAACUGCAAACCCCAGUCCUAGCAGGCACAGGAGAUCCAAGGUGACGGUUCCUCCUCUAAUCAAGGUCUCUGGAGACAGCAUGGAAGAAGGACUGUUGGUUCGCCUGGGUCUGCUGGUUCCCCUGAGUCUGCUGGCCUUGUUGACCUUGGCAGUAGCCACACUGUAUAGGUUUUCUCCAUCCACACCACAGCAAUAGACCAAGAGGGAAAAUCUGACUAAUAAAAGACCCUGAAUAGUCUUACUUGCCUCUCCACCUAAUUAGUCUGGGACUUUACAGACCUACCGUAGUCAUACUUGAGGUCUUGAUUUGUUUAGAUUUGACAUUUUGUGCCAGUCCUGGGGCUUGAACUCAGGGCCUGAGCACUGUCCCUGAGCUGCUUUUGUUCAAGGCUAGCACUCGA